Molecule: messenger RNA, 6995 nt
Organism: Papilio machaon (common yellow swallowtail)
Lineage: Eukaryota; Metazoa; Arthropoda; Insecta; Lepidoptera; Papilionidae
Gene: Dscam4
Product: Down syndrome cell adhesion molecule-like protein Dscam2
Exons: 37
Coding region: 1-6909 (2302 amino acids)
Biological process (GO): cell-cell adhesion
Molecular function (GO): catalytic activity; protein binding
Source: RefSeq, a predicted model, not a curated record
AUGGAGACAAGAUCCAUGUCUAGAAGAAGAAAGGAAGAAAGUCAUGAUAGAGAUGUAUCUGAUAUCAGUUCCAGUAGCGAUGAUUCAAAGACGUUAGAUUAUAAACUGCAUCAGAUUUUCCUUAAAUACUCUACCAAUCUUAACGUCGUACACCUCAAUGCUCAGAGCAUUCCCGGUCAUUACCUUGACUUACUCCGAACAUUCACAAAUGCACAUAGCAUUGAUGCUAUAUUAGUUUCCGAAACGUUUUUAAAACCUGACAUGGCGUCAAUUCAUUACGGUCUACCAGGUUUCAAACUUAUACGCAAUGAUAGAGAAGGUAAACCCAGUGGAGGAGUUGCUAUUUAUCUUCGUCAUGACAUACCUUUUAACUACGUCACUCGCUCGCCCGGGGUCUAUUCUAAAUCCGCGGAACAUCUCUUCAUUGAAAUCUUUCCAGGCGGCACCAAAGUCUUACUAGGCGUGUACUAUUCGCCGUCUUUGACCAUCAAGUAUUUUCCAUCGUUCGAAGGUUUAUUGAACCGAUUACGCCCCGAGUAUGAACACGUGAUGAUUAUGGGCGACUUCAACACGUGUUUGUUAAAAAAUAACAAGCGAGCACAAGAAUUGCUCCGAAUAUUAGAUUCCAAUAGACUGAAUAUUCCCUUAUUGGAUCCGACUCACUUUGCGCCCAAUACCAAACCUUCUUUACUUGAUUUGAUGAUGGUUUCUGAUACAGAUAACAUCGCUAAGUAUGGCCAACUGACUGGGUGUUUCUCUUAUCAUGAUAUACUAUUUAUGUCUUACAAAGUUCCAUCGCCUAAACAGAAUCUCUGUAGUAACUUUGUAAUGGAGAUUAUACCGACUAAUGGAGUAACGCCAACGUCACCUCCCACACCAAUCUUAGAGCCAUUGUGGCGUACGAGAGAUGUUCGGGAAGCUUUAGCAAGACAAUUAAAAGCCAAAAGGAAACUGAAAAGAAAGAGAACUCCAAGUGUAUUAAUCGAUUACCAGAACUGUAGAAAAAUCGUUCGGAACUUGGAACUGAAACUUAGAAAUACAAGAGCUCCAGUGCGCGCGUCGCCCGAGCCGCGGCGGAUCAACACGCUGUCGGAGCCGCCCCAUCACGUCGACUUCACCAACAAUACAGGCGCCAUGCUCAGUUGCAGCAUCAAGGGACAGUAUCAAGUCGACUGGCUCUUAGCGGACAAUUCUCCGCUUGUUGCGGUAAAUGGGUUACGGAGGGUACUUCUAAAUGGCUCGCUGGAGUUUCCCCCCUUCCCUGCAGAGAGGUAUCGACGAGAUGUACACGUAGCUACAUAUAAAUGUCGAGUGAAAUUAAACAGCGGGUACGCUGUACUGUCAAAGAACGUACACGUUCAUGCAGUCGUGGACGGUGCAUGGGAUGUAUACGUCCGCGAUGAGUACGUAAUGUCAGGCAACGCGGCUGUGCUGCGCUGUGCGGUGAGCGCUCACUGCGCGGACCGCGUUGACACCACCGAUUGGUUCACAGAAGAUGACGUUAACGUUGUCAGAUAUAUAGGGGCAAAGUACCAGAGUCUAGACGACGGGUCGCUCUACAUAAGCUCUGUUAGCGCUGACGACCGGUACAAUGCUUUCCGCUGCAGGGUGCGCGACCGAAUCACCGGCAGUAUGCAUUUCAGUCAGUACUUUGGUCGGAUAAUAGUGACUGAACCAAAGGGCGAGGUGAGGCCCAGGCUGGUGCUGGAGGCACGCUCCCGGCGCGUGCAGGUGGGGCACGAUGUGCGGCUGCCAUGCGCCGGACACGCCUGGCCAGUGCCGACUUACAGAUGGUUUCGUGAACAUUAUGAACAGUUGAUCCCGCUAGAGAAAUCAUCAGUUUGGCAACGGGCGGUACUCCUAGGAGGCGGCCUACUCAGCAUACAGAAGGUUAGAAGAGAGGAUGCAGGUAGAUUUGUUUGUUACCUCAACAACACAGCUGGUGAAGAAGCAUUACGAUUUACUCUCAUAGUCACAGAACCAAUCUCCGUCCGUAUAAAACCCGAAGUGAUCCGAACAAAGGCUAACACGAACAUAACUUUCGACUGCAAAGUAACAGGGCAUCCUAUAGAAAUAGUUUACUGGUUACACAACUCUAAAGUUGUCAAGUCGUGCGACAGAGUGAAGAUAUCAGAAGACGGCUAUAGGAUACAUAUCAAAAACACACAGGCAAACGAUGAGGGCGUUUAUCAGUGCUUUGCAAGCAAUAUGCGGGAUCAGGCGUACGGCAUAUCGGAAUACUCAAUUGACCAGUCGGAGAACCGCAUGCGGGGCGUGGGCAACCGAUCGCGGCGGACGCCUCACGCACGCAGCGCGCACUCGCAUGAUACCGCAGACUGGAAUUUCACCGGCAACAGAGAAUCCAAACCGGAGCUGGUGUAUUGGUUUUCGGAGCAGACGCUGCAGCCCGGGCCAAGUGUGUCUCUGAAGUGUGUCGCCAUGGGACAUCCUCCCCCACAGUUCUCCUGGACUCUCGAUGGAUUUCCUAUUCCAACUAACUCAAGAUUCGUUGUUGGUCAACACGUGACGUUACAAGACGAUGUGGUCAGCCAUCUUAACAUCAGUCGUGUGACGGAACAAGAUGGCGGAGAAUACGCCUGUGUUGCCAGUAACACAGCCGGCAAAACCAGUCACGCGGCCAGAGUAAAUGUUUAUGGCUUGCCUUACAUUCGGGAAAUGCCCAAAGUGACUGCAGUAGCUGGAAGUGAUUUGAAUAUAAAAUGCCCUGUCGCUGGUUAUCCUAUAGAAUCAAUCACGUGGGAAAGAGAUGGACAAACAUUACCACUCAAUCGACGGCAGAAAGUGUUUCCCAACGGCACACUGGUCGUGGAGCAGACUCAGCGGGGAGAGGACGCCGGCACUUACACCUGCCAAGCUUCCAACAGACAACGACAUGCCGCUAGAAGAGACGUUGAAGUACAAAUACUUGUACAGCCAAAGAUCUUACCGAUACAGCCGUUAACAAAUCUACUUCGGGAAGGCAUGAGGGCGGCGAUUUCCUGUCAGAUUUUAGAGGGAGAUCUUCCGAUCGCGUUCCGAUGGGAGAAGAACGGACAACCGGUGACAUCGUCUCCGUACGCACCGAGCGGCAUAAUCACUCGCAGGAUGGAUGAAUACAGCGCUUCGCUCGUUAUCGAACAUAUUACAUCCUUACAUAGCGGAAAUUACACCUGCAUAGCUUCCAAUAUCGCCGGAUCUGAACGAUUUACAGUGCCUCUCACUGUUAAUGUGCCGCCGAGAUGGCGACUGGAGCCAAACGACAUUGCGGUAGCUGCCGGCCAGGACGUCACGCUGCAAUGCCAAGCUGACGGCUAUCCCAAGCCAAAUAUUACAUGGAAGAAAGCAGUAGGUAACACGCCAGGGGAGUAUAAAGAUUUCCUAUUCGAGGGCAGCUCCAGAGUGCUCGAGAACGGCUCGCUGAUAUUCGAGCGUGUCGCCAAAGAUAGCGAGGGCCACUACCUUUGUGAAGCGAGGAAUGACAUCGGUGCAGGACUUAGCAAGUUGAUAUUUCUAAAAGUUAACGCGCCGGCGCGGUUCCCAAUGAAGAGUAAAACAGUACAGGUGACGGCAGGCGAGGCGGCUCACCUACAAUGUGCUGCAUCGGGGGACUCCCCGCUAGAAGUUAGCUGGAGGAGUCCACAUCAUCAUACUAUAGCGCAUCAUCUUGAUCAAAGAUACACAAUACGUGAACAAGUUCUUGAUGACGGACUUGUUUCAGAGCUGAGUAUCCUACAGACAUACCGACAGGAUACCGGGGCGCUCACUUGCAGAGCGUCCAAUGCGUACGGACAAGACGAAAUGCUCAUACACCUAGUUGUGCAAGAGGUUCCAGAAAUGCCAAAAAACAUAAGAAUAAUAGAUCAACAAUCGAGAUCCAUACAAAUAUCGUGGACACAACCGUACGCUGGAAACAGUCCAAUUAUUAAUUACAUUGUACAAUAUAAGGAAGCUCCAGAACCGUGGCCAACAACACCUCAAAAAGUCAUAGUACCGGGUAGCGUAACAUCAGCUAGUGUACAAAACUUACAACCGGCGACGUCUUAUCAUCUCCGUAUCAUUGCUGAGAAUAGACUUGGUCAGAGCGAGCCCAGCCAACUUGUACAAGUCACUACUACAGAAGAAGUUCCGAGUGGCCCACCAUUGGACGUUAGAGUCGAGCCCAAAAGUUCAACGGAGCUAAUUGUCAGUUGGGAUCCGCCUCAGAAGGAUUUAUGGAAUGGCAAUAUUCUCGGUUACUACGUUGGAUUUCAAGAACUAAACAACAACAGCUCGGUACUAAUAGCGAGUGGUCCAGGCGGAGCUUCGUACACAGUACGCACGGUGGAAGGCACGGGGUCAGCGCGGGCUCGUACCACGCUUUCCGCGCUGCAGAAGCACACGGCAUACGCGGUGGUGGUGCAGGCUUACAACAGCCGUGGCGCUGGGCCUGCCUCGCCGCCAACGACUGCCACCACUAUGGAAGACGUGCCAAGUCUUCCGCCCGGAUCCUUGCAGUGCGCCGCCCUAAGCUCGCAGUCAGUGCGCGUCACGUGGGAGCCGCCGCCCGUCAGAGGGCGCAACGGAGUAUUACAAGGAUACAGGGUCACCUACGCACCCGUCACCGAUUGGUAUGGUAUAGAAGAGGCAGUUACAAAACAAAUAUCAGCAUUGCACACCACGUUAUCAGGACUACGAAGGUACACAAACUAUUCUGUCACUGUUUGUGCCUUCACCGCUGCCGGUGACGGAGUGAGAGCUGCGCCCGUCUACUGCCAGACAGAAGAAGAUGUACCUUCUGCUCCAGCUGAUAUUAAAGCAGUUGUUUCAUCACGAAACAAGAUUCUUGUAUCAUGGCUUCCACCGACAUCGCCUAAUGGUGUUCUCGUUGGAUAUACGUUGUACAUGAGCGUCAUAGAAGAUGGACGAGAAGAAGGAACACAUAAACGAAUGCUGUCUCCGAGUACAUUAUCACAUGAAACCGCAAGAUCACCGCCGAGAGGGACUCAUCAAUUCUGGGUAUCUGCCUCUACAAGACUUGGGGAAGGUGAAGCGACUCGAGUUGUUACUGUUUUGCCUUCAGACUCAGUGCCAGCGAGAAUAACGUCCUUCAGUCGUAGUAUAGUUACUCCAUGGAAGGAAAAUAUUUCAUUGUCGUGUAACAAAGUUGGUAUCCCAACUCCAUCUACCACUUGGAGUAUGAACGGUGCUGUACUGGAAUCUACUUUGAGGAAAAACGUUACCAACGACGGAACUUUAAUUAUCAGUAUGACACAAUACGCGGACAGUGGCAACUACACGUGCGCAGUGGAGAACCCCCACGGACGGGACGAGGUGACGUACAGCGUGGAAGUAAAGGUGCCUCCCCAACCUCCGGUGCUAGCCGUUGUCGACUCUUAUGCGGACUCCUUGCACCUACAGUGGAGUGACCAGGGGGAUGGUGGCAGCCCUAUUUUAGGCUACGUGAUCAACUACAAGCGUGAACACGGCGACUGGGAAGAGCUGCAGGUGGAGGCGGGCACGUCUGAGCACGUGCUGCCCAACUUGUGGUGUGGCACACGCUAUCAGCUAUAUAUCACCGCCUUCAACCGCAUAGGCACCGGCCUGCCCUGUGACAUCGUACAUGCCUACACUAAGGGCACUGUGCCUGUGAAACCAAAGCACUCACAGAUGAUAACGCUCAAUACAACAACGGUAACGGUUUGGUUGGACUCUUGGGGAGACGGCGGCUGUGGAAUAUUGUAUUUUGUUAUUGAAUAUAGAGAAAUAAGUCAAACACCGUGGCGGCUGGUGUCAAACAGCGUGCAAGCAACAGAGCGCGUGUUCAGCGUGACUGGCCUGGCGCCCGCCACGCACUACCAGCUACGCAUCACAGCCCACAACAACGCCGGACACGCCCUCGCACUCUACAACUUCACCACGCACUCCCUCACCGGCAUGGUGGAGGGCGAGGUGUCACCGGCGGUGCCCGCGGCAGGCGCGCGAUCUCUAGGAAGCGCUCGCGUGCUGCUGCCGGCUGCGCUCUCGCUGCUCGUGCUCGCCGCGCUCAUCGCUAUCGUGUUGCUUGUGCGACGGAACAAAGCGGGCACAACAGAGACCGCUGCACCGGAGGCGGGCGUAGGAGAGUCUCCGUCGGUGGCGCAGCUGCAGAAUAAGGUGAACCGCGACCAGCAGUACUUAGCAGCGCGCGCGCAGCACCCCGCCCCACCGCACCACUAUAAGCACGCCUCUAAUGAAUACAUCGAGGACAUUUGCCCAUACGCAACGUUCCAGCUGACGAAGCCAGCGUACAGCGAGAGCAGCUACAGCGGCAAUGUGUACAGCGGCCCUUACCACUCCGUGCGCGGCUCCUUCGUCUACCACGACCUCAAGCAAAACGAUAAGUACAAGGGCAAAGAACCGGAGUAUACUAAAGUUAGAAGAAAAGGCGCGAGACUCCGAGACCCGCAUUCGGAGAGCCAAGAGUCGGACAACUUGGGCUCCACGGACUCGGAGGUGAAGAAGAUAUUAACGCUGCACCUGCCCAUUACAGAGUACGAGGACGACGCCAGCGACGACGCUAGCGCCCCCCACUCCGACAGCGAACCUGCCGCCAGGAUACGACCCGCGCACCCAACUACCUACCCGAGUGUAGAACGCGAAGAGUCAUCGUCUUCGUCGGAGAAUUCGGUAGGUGGCGUUGUCCGCAAGGCGUUCCCGAGCCGCAAGGGUAAAGCGGGCGCGCUUGGCAAGCGACACGUGCGCUCAUCUAGCGGAUACAGCAGUCACAACGACGAAACCACAUUCAGCAUAUCAAACUACCCGUCGUUCAACGAGCACAUUCACCCGCCUUCGAGGUUCUCGGACGACACAGAGUUCGAGAGUCACCAUCGCCGCAAGCCAAGCCGCGCUCACGACAAGACCUCGCGUGAAGCAUUCCAGAUUAAUGUUUGAACACGUAUUAAAAUUACGUGUAGUCAACAUGUAAACACAUUUUAAAAUUUUAUGUAAACACAACGUAACUUGUGAACACGUUUUCA